Plutella xylostella (diamondback moth) is the source of this 8309-nucleotide messenger RNA. NCBI's taxonomy places the organism in Eukaryota, Metazoa, Arthropoda, Insecta, Lepidoptera, Plutellidae. The record is from RefSeq and is a predicted model, not a curated record.
UCGAAGUCAAUGCGCAUGUCAACUUGAAAAUUGCAAAUGGCGGCCGUUGUUAUUGUUCGUACCGAAUUAUCUAUUUGUAAAUUAUAUACUAAUCUUUUUAGCGAUUUUUCUACUGAUCAGUAAUAUUGAGACGAUGCUUUAACUUCUCGUAAUUCGGCAGGACACGUUUUAUGUACAAUUUUAAGUGUUUUGAGUGUUUUUUCAGUAUUUUAUGUGUGUCAUGCAAAUGGGGUAAGCUGGAAUUAUCAGACGUCGCUUAGGUUGUUUUGGACAGUUUCAAUAAGAAAAUGGAGUGAACUUCUGUGACAUUUUGUGUGAAAACGGAUGCAGUAUAGAGUUAACCAACUUUUGCGCUACGUAUUACAAGUGGCGAGCCCAGAGAAGAGCAGUAAUUCACCAAUGUUCCAUGCCGUGACUGAACACCCCGAACAUUUCAAAAUGGCUGCUGCUUUUCACGAUAUAUGAGCUUUGCGUCACUGGAACAUAAAUCCGUGGAUUCGUUCGAUGAAGAGAUUCGCGAUCGUCUAGUUGUGUGAUUACGUGUGAAAAGCGAAAAAAAUACUGUGAACAGUUGUACGUUGGCCUCAAUAGUGGCACGGGGGUGUUGUAUCAUAUGUUUUUGGAGUAGUGGUCAUCGGACAUAGGACCUAUAUUCCCUUGCAACCGAGCCGGAUUGAUGUCGCGUUUGAUAUUCCGCGAUGAUUUUGGACAGGGGAGAAUAGAUCUACGGAGGAAUUGAACGGAAUGUGACAUUGUAUGAGAGCAUGGCAGCGGACAGCGACGGCGCGGGCGCGGAGGCGGCGGCGGGCGCGCGCGUCGUGGUGACGUGCGAGGGCGACCUGCACGACCCGAGGUUCCCCGCGCGCCUGCGCCGCCUCCUCAAGGACCUGCGGGCGUUGCUGGCCGAGCCGAGCCCGCACACGCUCAAAGUUAACAAGGUGGAACCGUGGAACUCAGUGCGCGUAACCCUAUCGGUGCCGCGCGCGGCGGCGGCCCGGCUGCGCGCGCUCGCCGCGGCCGGCGCGCCUCAGCUCCGAGCCCUGGGGAUCCUGUCGGUGCAGUUGGAUGGGGACGCGGCCGUGAGCCUGCGGCUACAGCAUGGCGCGGAGCUGACGAUUAAUACUACUGAUGACGCGACAACGUCGGCCGCCCGCCCACCAGCGGAGCUCAUAGCCGGGCUGGGCGGCAUUGGACGCCUACUAGAAGGGGACGCCACCGCAUCUGCAUCCACAUCCACCCCAGCUGAGACCCCGGCGUCCACGUCCAGAGAUACCCAGUUCAAGAGCCCGAAUACUGUGUGUCCGAUGGAUGGCAAGAUCCCGCAGACGAUACCGACGCCGGCGGCGGACCGCUGCGAGUAUCCGUUUGGGAGCAUGACGCAGGCCCGGGUUAUACAUCGGAAGGAGAACACGCUAGGCGUCCGCCCUACAGCGCCGGAAGCGUUCCCCUCGCCCCCCUUCCCGCCGCCCCCGUACCGCGCGCCGCCGCCCAACGUGGCGCAGUCGUCGCCUCUGUUAGUGAACCUGCUGCAGAAUGAUGCGCCCGCGCCGCCGCGGCCCAAGCCGCCGGUUAGACGGGAGGGCAUGGAUGAUGGAGUUGGACAGUCGUCCAACGUGGCGCAGUCGUCGCCUCUGUUAGUGAACCUACUGCAGAAUGAUGCGCCCGCACCGCCGCGGCCCAAGCCGCCUGUUAGACGGGAGGGCAUGGAUGAUGGAGUUGGACAGGCCGAGAUCCAGCGCACAUUCGAGUACCGCGCCCCCCGCGCGCGCGCCCCGCGGCCUCCCCCCGCGCGCCGCCCGCCCCCCCCGCGCGCCGCGUACCGCGCCCCCGCCCCGCGCCGCCCCGCCUAUCCGGAGGGGUUCGCGCCGCCGCCGCCGCCCUAUAGGAUGCAGCCGGCGGGGCAAGUGCGGCAACGUCCCCCCGUGGCCUCGGUCUCGCAACCUCGAGUCACACCAGAAGACCUCAGCGCCUUACUACCACCGCCAGCCAACUCCAUGGACCAGAAGACCCAGUCCAGCGUGCAGGAGUUCCAGCGAUACCAGCAGCAGUACAACGCGAGACAGAUGGCGGCGAGUCGCAGCCACGCCCCUGACUGGAACGAGCCCUACCGGGACAUCGGACUAGCGCUGGCGGACUUACCCGACAACUGCGAUCUAGAUCAGCUGUUGCCGACCCUAGAUGCAGACCUAAAUUUAGAUGAUACGGCCCUCUCGGCGAUUUCGGAUCUAGAUUCGAAUGCGAAGCUGGAUUUGCUGUACGAUCAGAAUCAAGAUAAUAGCAAUUCGGCGACGCCGGAUUCGUUAUUACAAGAGAUAACGGGGCCGUUUACUAACGCGACGGUGAACGGACCGUACAGUUCCGAGCCCGCGCCCAGCACCAGCGUGCAGACAGACAAUGUGCCUUCGGGGUCGAAGAGCGAGGCGAAACCGAGCGAGGUGUUCAUGCCGCCGCCGCCGCCGCCGCUCGUGCGGCCGCCCCCGCCCCCCGCCAGCCCCUCCUACCCCGCCUUCAAGUCGCCGCCCGCCGCGAGCUCGCCCGGCGGGUCCAUGCCGCCGCCGCUGCGCCUCCCCGCGCGCCCCGCGCCCUGCACCGCCACCGUCGGCUCGCAAGCCACACAGCAGGAGAUCGAGGAGCAGAGCAAGCAGUACCUGAUCAAGACCCUCAUGCGGGACGACGACGCGCCGCCGCCCAAGGAGCAGGAGAGGAAGGAGGAGGUCACCGUCGCGCAGUGCAAGCUCCCUGACAACAGGCUGGCUGAGACCGGCACGGAGCCGGUCAAGGAAACGGAAGACAGCAAAAAGGCGGAAGAGGAGAAACUAAAAAGGCUAGCCAAGAAGGAGGACAAGCUAAUAGCGCAGAAAGGAGGCAAGCCGCGCGCGGGCAGCAAAGAGAAGCCCGCGAUACUGAAGGACAAGAUCGUCCGCGACCCCAAGACUACCAAAGUUGCCUUAAGUCGACCGGCUGCGAACAAGCCGGCGACGCCCCCGGAGGCGCCCAAGUCUCCGCCCGGAGAGAAGGAGUCGAUAAAACUCAGGUUAAAGCUGGACAAGAACGAGCCCGUUGUACAGCCGGUGUAUAAAGCGGACGUGAGCUUCGUGAACCAGCAGCAGAAGAACGACAAGACGGAAGGAGAGUUGCGGGUGCCGCCGCUACACAUCUCCCUGCGAGGCAGGAACUCGGCCGUCAUCAAGAACUCCAAGAAGGAAAAGAAAAAGUUCCCAAACUCUAGCGAUGUGCACUCGAAGAAGAUCAAGAUUAGGAAGUCGUCGGAGUCCGAUGAGAAGUCGCAUAGGAGGGAUUCAGAUGAGUCGCUAGCGACCAAGUCGAGCGACAGCACUGAGAACGCGAAGACUGACGACUAUCUGCAUGUCAAGAGCAUCAAACUCAACAACCAUUAUACUGAGGGUGAAAACAAGACGGAGAUACCCGGUGAUAAUAAUGUCGUCUACAGAAUGAAGUCCAUCUCGAAGAACGCUCACAUCGUGACCAAGGCCGCGCUGGACUACAAGCUACUCAACAAGAUGCAGAGCCUUGACGGCAUCAAGAUCAAGAAGAAGUCCAAACUGAGCGAGACGGGCAAGUCCACGGACAAGACGGAACGGGACACGGAGUGGAGGAACGACCUGUUAGAAAAAGAAGGCAAGUACGCUCAGAACGAGGGCUACAGAGAGCCAAACAACCACGAGAACAAGAAGAAGUUACCAACCACCCCCAAGCCCGGGGACAAGGAUAGGAUAUGUGAUAGUUUAAAGUCCAGUGAAGUUACAGACGAGGGUAACAGUGUGCAAAAAUCGGGUGCUAUAGACGAUAUCAUGCUCAAGUGUAACCAACGGACAGUAUUGGACAGUGCGGACGGUACGGAGGAUGUUAAACAUAGUGACGGUGAUAAUAAGUUGAAAAGGACACUCGCGGAUAGUGCUAUAACCUCACCCAAUGGACUGAUCGCCUCAGAGAAGAAGCGGAAGGUCAGCCACGGAUCCUGUCCAGAUCCUCCCGGAUCCACCAACGUAGGCACUCUGGGGGCGGAGUCCCCCCCCGGGCCGCGCGCGCCCGGCGGCUCCCCGCGCCGGCGGGAGCGGCCCAAAGACAAGUCGUACUGUAAGCUCAUGGCGGAGCGCGCGCGCCCCGACGCCGACAAGUUCGCCAACCGGUCGCCCAACUCGCAGGCGCAGGGCGAGGACUCGGGCAUCGAGUCCAUGGACGCGUUGUCCGAGAAGUCGCCCAACCAGGCGAGCCAGUCGCCGCCGGGCCCGCAGCGCAAGGAGCGGCUCGAGCUGCCGUCCACGUCGCCCACCUCCGUGCAGCGCAUCAUCGGCGUGGCGCCGCGCUACGAGCCCGACCCGCGCCUGGACCACAUGGCCGACAUCGAGGCCGAGCUCGCCAAGAUGCACGCCGACCACAACGGCGACCCCCCCGAUGCCAAAGACCCGCCGCGCGAGCCCACGCCCAUCCUGCGCGACAAGGAGCAGCCGCUCGACCUCACGGGCGCCGCGGCCCCCCCGCCCGACCCCGCACACGACCCCGCCGACACCAAGAAGGAAAAGGUCGAGGACUUCGACCUGCCGAGUAGAGGCACCCCCCCGCUGUACACCUACUCCAACCAGGAGAAGGUGAACGACGCGCUAGAACUCAAGGAGGAGAAGGCGUCGAUAGCGGAAAACGGAGACACGAAACUAGAACCACAGGAGAAGGAGAAAGUGGAGCCGAAAAUCGAGCGGUUGCCGCUGAAAGCGGACUUUCCCGAUAAAAGUUUACUCGAACAGCUGCUCAUAGAGAUCCCGACGCCGGACUACGCCAAGCGGCCGGAGUCGCCGUCGCCGUCGGCGCUGGAGCGCGUGGCGCGCAGCAGCGUGCGCACGCGCAGCAGCAGCAAGAUGAACAGCCCCGCCGACGGACCCAAGACGCCCCGCCUGAGCCCCGGACUCAACAAACUGGACAACCGCUCCGACUCGCCCCUACAGCCCCGUAACUGUCUCAGGAGCGGGUCGGUCGACAAGACCAGCCCGCGCACGAUAGCCAACGCGCCGCCCGCCAAACCACCAGUUAAACGAAAGCGGAGGGAAAGCGAAAGCUCCUGCGCAUCAACCCUGAGUUGCGAGGAAGGAGUAUCCCCAGGACGACCGAAGAAAAAGCCUCGCAAAGUGGAAGGCGCUAAGCCGACGGUCGGGCCGGACGGUAAAGUGAAAAAGGACAGUGACAGUGACAGUGACGAGCCGCUGAUAUGCAAAGUGCGGGGCAAGGGGGGCAAGACCAUGAAGGUGGCGGUGAAGGCGGGCGCGAAGGGCGCGGAGGGCGUCGGCACGAGGCGCUCCGUGCGGCACGGCCCGCCGCCCGCCCCCGCGCCCGCGCCCGCCCCGCUGCCGCCCAACAACACGCCCGUCAGGCGGAAAACUAGGAGUGCUGUGGGCGAAGGCGCGAUCCCGACGCCGGGGCUGGUGCGGCGGCGGCGCGCGUCCCGCGACGGCAAGUGACGCCGGCGCCGGGCGCUGCGCCCGCCCUCGCCGCUACACCUACACGCACCGCUCACGCCACACAUUUUAUGAAUCUCAACGUUUGUAAAAUCAACAGUGCAAUAUGUUUUUCAGUGCAGAGAUCUUGACUCUGGAGUGCGUGUGUAAGUGUGCGCGUGUAAGGGCUCUGUGAAGCCUUCGUUUUUAAUUAGGGAACAAAUGUUACCAUUCUCUGUAAACGCACUCGGUUUCUUUAAGUGUAAGUUUUGUUUCACGUAAUUAUGGAGUAGUGCAGUUAAGACACACCGGCGGCGACCCGUUGCGAAGUUUUCAAGUCAAAGUGUGAUAGCCUUAGCUAAGUAAAUUAAUAAAUUGAAAGAUUGUAUCGCUGUACAGCUGAACGUUUGCGUCGCCACAUUGUUGAAUAGAUUAAACCGAUAUUGUAAUAAAAGAGUAAAUGAAAUAAAUGUGCAUAUAAGAUUUUUUUAAGAUAUUUUCGUACGGUUUUGCACGUAAUGAAUAAUGUUGCGAUAUUUGACGCCGCGUCCGUCUGUAGGUUUGAUUUGAUGGUUUGGCGGGAAGGUGACACCAUUUUGUGUUUAAAAACUUGAAAACAUAAUUAUAAUUUUAAGAAUUCUACCCGGUUUAUUGCUAUAAUUUGGAAUCACUGUAAUCAAAUUAAUUUAUGGAGGUAUUUUCGCAGCUCGCCAAACCAUUGCGUGGCUGCGUUGCGUUAGCGAUUUAAUAUUUAGGAAUUCACGACCAAUAAUUGUAAUUUGAACGAUUGAAAUGUACGUUCAUAAGGAUUCUAUUUUUGACCAGCGUAAGUUAAACAUUUAAACACAUAAAUCAUGAAUUAAUUAAUCAAUUUAAACUUGAAUUCCAACGACAUCCUAUAUUGUUGCCAUAAAUCUUAGAUUUAUAUUUUCCUUAGAAACAUAAAACCUUAAUUUUAAACAUAAGGAACCACUUAAGUUAUUGUUGUACUUUUUAUAACUAUUUUAUAGUCUAAUUUACGUUGGUCAGAUCUUAUUGUGACUGAUAAUUUUCAACAGUUGUCUGUUAGGGCUUCCAGAUUAUAACACUUUCGUUUACCGAUGCCCCAAUUUGAGUUCCCUACAUAACUUACCUUACUUAAUUGUUUUUGACCUAUUUAUUAUUUAUUUCGAAUCAUGGAUUUAACCAAAAAUCUUUAUAUUACACCAGUGACGUUAUUUUUUGUAGACAUGAUAUCAUUCGUUUUAUAUUAGACUCAUUUGCACUGUAUAUAGAAAGAUAUACUUUUUUUUAUAGACAUUAGACACAUAGACACCAAUGCAGAUUUUAUAAAUAUUUGCAAAUAUUUGAUUCACCUUGCGUUAUUUAAAAUGCAUUAAAUUAGAUGGACCCUUCAAAUUAUUUUUAAAGCUAAAUUCGUGACAUUAAAGAAUUAUGGACUUGGUUUUCUGAGCGAUUAAAUUAUUUUUAAAUUCUGAUCUUGUUGUUCCUACUGAGGAAUACUCUAAGCAAUAAUACAAGGAUGUGACUUUUUUAUAGUUAUUUUGACAUGGCUUUUUAAACUUCCUUUUGCCUCAACAAUACAGUAUUUCUUACUAUAACUUUUAAAUUUGUCCCCAUUUGUUAUACUGUCCUAUCCUAGUAUCCCUACUUUAAAAAAAAACUUUGAUGUUACUUGUUAGAUCAACAGUGAUAGCGCUACAAUACAAAAAGUACUAGUGUGUAUGUAGUAUGAUAGUAGUAUAAUACAUACAUCGCCUGAACUAUGUGCCCUUUAGUGUGCCGCGUGUAUAGCUGUGUGUAAUGUGUAUUGCAUUAUUUCUAUGUGUAAGCGUGGAGCCCCAUUGGUGCGUUGAGCCGCGUCGACUCAAAUGAGCUGUCAUAAAAACUUGCCGGUUCUUUGGGACGGCGCGACGCAACGCACCAAUGGGGCCUCACCCUAAUAGUGUUAAGGGCGCGAAGGAAAAGAAGCGGAAGGCGGAAGCACGCUGUAUAGAAAAACAUGUUUUUUUUCUCAAAAUCAUAUCGGUACAGACCGGUGUACAAUUGUAAAUGUUUAUGUAUAGACGAGAAAAUUAAUAUAAUAUGUUACAUGUUAAGAAUUGUUUUUGAACGUUUUUCAAUAGUUUUCGGGUGGUUUGGGUGUAAAUAGUGGCGCCGGAGAUAGAACAUUGAGGAGCGACUCCUGUAGGAAUGCAAAAGCCUUAUACUGUAAUUUAAAAAGUAUGAAUGUUGCAAGCUUGUAAAAUAUAAUUUUAAUAGAGGGAACUGUCUGAAUAAGCUGUAUAUUGGGUGUAUAGUUAUCCUUUAGACAUUUGUUUUGUUUUUUUUCACUUAUUGAUAGUAAUUUAUGCUGAUAAAAAUAUCUAUAUUAUACAUUUAUAUACAUAAGAGAAGAGAAAUACAAAUAGUUUUAACACUAUACAUAUAGGUUAGGGGUAACACCACACUUCAAAUAGCUAUAGUUUUGGUAUGUAAACAUUAUAUAACGUGUAUAUAGAUUGCAGAAUAGUAAAUGAAAAGAAUUGAUACAAUAAAAUUAACUUUAUGUUAUUGUAAUAUUUUGAAUAGUAUGUGUUGAGGGGUUAUCGCAUCGCUACGAAGCGACAUAGACAAGGCGCCUGUACAUUUUUUGUUGCUGGCAAUUAUUAUAAAGAUUCGUCUACCCAUUUUUUAAGUGCAUUAUUUUUUUCUGUAAGUUGCUUUCUCUGUCGUUUGAACAUUAUUUUUAAAUCAUAUAAACUACGACGAGUCAUGGUGGAUUAUUAUCAUAUUAUUAUGAAUGAAAAGAAAUAAGGAAUAUUAUUGUUCUGCUAUUAUUAAAUUUGUAAAGUUAGUUUAUUAAUAAAUGAAUAAAAAAUA